This is a messenger RNA of Clunio marinus, 210 nucleotides long. The record is from the annotation of a GenBank genome assembly. Lineage: Eukaryota; Metazoa; Arthropoda; Insecta; Diptera; Chironomidae.
AUGCAAUGUCAUCGGCAUUUCUUACUUAUUUUGACGACAGAAAAGCUGGAAAAUUGCAUCACAGACGUCAGACAACAACGUGUGACAUGUAAACAAGUAGCAUUCGAAUCAUCGGUUUUCGUGACUCUCUGCGCUUAUUUACAGGAGACAAAAAAAGCGAAAGCAAAUAAAAAUGUUCAAGGCCGGAAAGCAUGUGGUGGCAAAAUUUAA